This is a messenger RNA of Neodiprion fabricii, 4281 nucleotides long. RefSeq names its product fatty acyl-CoA reductase wat-like. Gene Ontology annotation, molecular function: alcohol-forming very long-chain fatty acyl-CoA reductase (NADP+) activity. The transcript is spliced from 11 exons. Gene Ontology annotation, biological process: long-chain fatty-acyl-CoA metabolic process. Lineage: Eukaryota; Metazoa; Arthropoda; Insecta; Hymenoptera; Diprionidae. The record is from RefSeq and is a predicted model, not a curated record. The coding region runs from base 541 to 2187 and encodes 548 amino acids. Gene Ontology annotation, cellular component: peroxisome.
GUGAGGUAGUUUUGUGAGAGCCUUAACGGGGUUAAGAGCUGUUAAGUCACUGCCAGAACGGUAAUCGGGGACAGUACCUGACGUCGAGUGUCCGUCGAAGAGAAACGUCAGUUGAAGUCGAGCCGAGUUGGCGUAUCGCGCAAGGGCGCCGCAGCUCCGCAAGCAUUAAAACGGGAUACUGGCUUUUGUCUCUCGCGUUUCUUUCGUACUUUAGUAUUAUAACCAAAUAUCCGUAUUUUAUUUAAUUUUUCAUCUUCUUUCGAUUUUUUAUGUCAGUCGUAUUCGCGCCGGAUAUUGCGGCACGCGAUUCAUUCAUUUUACCCUCAUCGACGAAUUUGGGAAAAACCUGUACCUGUAAUCGCGCGGCGUUAAUUGUAACGUAUAUUGUUACCGUUGAAAUUACUGGCACGCGCGCGCGCGCGCGCAUUUACCGAGUGUAACACAACAAUAACAUUUCACGCGAAAAGUAUAUUAUUGCUUGAAGCCGAACGUGUGAUUUAAAACAAAGAAGAAAAAAAAAAAAACAAACAGACCAACAAGAUGUUGCUGGAAAUGAAUCUACCUGGACCGGAAACAACUGUGUACCACGAGCCGGGAACUAUGUAUCCGAUAAUAACGAACGAGGGUAACAACAACAAUAACCACAACAACAACAACAACAACAACAACAACAACACCUUGAACGACGAUGACGAGAGACGAGGCACUACCCUGCAAGAGUUCUACGCAGGGCAAACGGUCUUCAUUACAGGUGGAACUGGCUUUCUUGGAAAAGUCCUGAUAGAAAAGUUACUGCGUAGCUGCCCUGACCUAACCGCAAUCUAUAUACUAGUACGCCCAAAGAAAGGAAGAGACGUGCAAAGUCGCGUUGAGGACAUAUUCGAUGAUGUGGUCUAUACCCGACUGAAAAAAGAAGUCCCAAAAUUUCGUCACAAGGUAUUCGCAGUGGCCGGAGACUGCAGCGUUCCUGAUUUGGGACUUUCAUUGGCUGACAAGGCGCUCCUUAUUCAAAAGGUAUCGAUAGUGUUUCACGUUGCGGCGACAGUUCGUUUCGAUGAAAAACUCAAACUCGCCAUGGCCAUUAAUGUACAGGCCGCGACUGACAUUAUCAAACUAUGCCGAAGUAUGCCACAGCUGAAGUCUGUAAUUCAUGUAUCCACCGCUUAUGCCAACUCGCACUUGUGGACAAUUGAUGAAAAAUUUUACCCAUAUGAAACGAAGUACAGCGAACUAAUGAAGAUGAUAGAAAAUAUGCCGGAGGAUACGAUUACGGAAUUAACUCCAAAGAUAAUUGGGAAAUGGACAAACACAUACGUCUUCACCAAAGCCCUGGCCGAAGAUAUGAUUCGAGAGGAGAGUAAGGACCUACCCAUGGGCAUUUUCCGACCUGCCAUUGUGAUAUCGACUGCACGUGAACCAAUCUUGGGAUGGAUCGACAACCUCUACGGACCGACGGGUGUGGUUGCUGGAGCAGCUUCCGGCGUUCUCAGAACUCUGCACAGCGACCCUGACAUCAAUGCGAAUAUCGUACCAGUGGAUUUCACGGUGAACUCACUGAUAGCCAGUGCCUGGGACGUGGCCACACAGGUUGAAAGGAGAGGCAAGGACAUGUUGAUUUACAAUUACGUGUCAUCAGUCGAUGCCCCGUUAACGUGGGGCGAAUACUGCAAGUCGAAUAUGGAGUAUGGAAAACUUUACCCAUUGAGCAACUCCAUCUGGUACCUGUCAUUCACAACGAAUAAACACAAAUUUAUUCAUUUGCUGUACGUGCUGUUCCUUCAUUUACUACCAGCGAUGCUGGUUGAUACCGUCAGCAUUUGUAUCGGUCAAAAACCAAGAUUGUGGAAAAUGUAUCAAAAGAUUCACAAGUUUGCUAACGUGAUAUCGUAUUUCGCAACCCACCAAUGGAAAUUCACAAACGACAACGUACAAGAUAUGUGGAGUCGGUUGGAAUCCAAAGACCAACAUUUGUUCCUAUUCAACAUGAAGGGCUUCAACUGGGACGAGUAUUUUCAAUAUUACAUAAAGGGAACCAGAAUCUAUUUGUUCAAAGAUGACCUAAGCACCUUAAAAGCCAGCAGAGCGAGAUUGGCCAGAUUUUACUACAUGCAUCAAGCCACCAAAGGUUUGGUAUACCUUCUCAUGUUAUGGAUCGUAUGGACCUUAUUCUCCAGAAUAGUUUAUUAAGGAAUCGACUCGAGUCAGUGAGAUUAAAAAAUCUCGAGCAUUAUUAAUAACAAAAGCCAUUCAUGUGUUGCGAUUCAUUUAUCAUAAUAUACCGAUCAAUUUCACAACAUCCUAAGUUUUCGUUCAAGAGGAUUUACAGUUUAGAAGCGAAUGCUUUAUGCUUACAUAGGUAUAUAGUAUUAGCAGAGAACCUCUUGAUUUGUUCGAACUUGGCCGUCGUAAAUUGAUGAUAAAAGUAGCAUCACAAGUGGGUUCACAAAUGUUACCAAUCGAUACCUAUUGCAUAUUGCUCGAAUAUAGAUUCCGUCGAAUAAGUUCAGUUCUUAAAUGAACCGACUUAAUGUAAUAAGUUGUGUAAAUACUGAUGAUAGUUUUCAUAUCAAUUAUUAUUAUUGUUAUUAUUUUAAGUAGUAGUGUCGUUACCAUUACCGUUAUCGUUAAUACAUCGUGUAUCAUCAAUUUAUUCAUCAUUAUUAUUAUUAUUUUUUUUUUUUCAGUUAUUAUUAUCACGAAUGCCUGAAGUAUAUCUUAAACUUAUGAUAAUUGUGUACUUAACCAAUUUUUAAGUGUGAUUGAACUAUGUAAAAAUAUGGUUUUUCGUGAUAACUUUAGGUUUAGUUUAGUGCUGUGACUAUAACGGGAGUUAUGUUUUAUUCACAUGUCACUCAAUUUUACUGGAAAUUUCGAGCGAUUCACAAUAUGUGGUAAAACUAAAUUCCGUCGCCACAACUCUCGAAGUCUCAGCUACUACACCGUAACUUCGGGCAUUGCACCACCAUUGCGAAUAUAAACUAUAUACUCUCUAUCACGUAUAUGUUUGUGUACACUGUAUUAUAUUUAAAUUUUACAUAAUGAUACAUCGCCAUACUGCCUCUUAACGCUAUUAUUAUACAAACAGAUUCGAAUUCUUCGUCAUGCUGCAUUAUUCUUUGCUAGGCGUUUAAUCUGUGUAAAUAAUCUUCGUUACAACGUGUAAUUUAUAAAUAUUGGUUACACCCAUAGUACCGUGUAGAUGAUAGACUUGUUAUCAAUUUAAUCUUCUUAGACCUGUUUUUAUGAAAUUUGUAUUCUUUGGCGGAAAUGGCGAAUCGGAGAACGUAUAAGUAUGAGUAAAUUCUUCCCUUUUGGUGUAUCUGAUUUCGACAACCGAGCUCCUUGCAGAAAUUGAAAUGGAGAUUCUCAAGGGCUCGGCGAACUUCGCCUGCCCGAAAGAUACAGAUCAGUUUGUGUAACUAGAUCCAGGUAACCGAUAUCAGGAUCUAAAUUUGAAGUGGUCAACAAUUCUGCAAGCCCUUGAUUUAUCUCCACGAUUCCUUACCGGCGGAAUAACAGAGUGAAAAAAUUCCGAGUCCUUGUAAUCGAAUCAGUCUCCCAUAUGAACAUUCGAGUAUAAUACGUGGCAGCGUAUAUUUAUUUUUAAAUCCAAUUACCUCCAUAAACCAUAGACACAUUCACCUGCGACCCCCGUAAACGUCCAUACUACACGUCUAACAGCCAAAUAAUUUUAUUGCGUAUACACACACACACGUACUAUACACGCGCAGCCAUAACUAUGAUCUAUGUAAAUAUUGUACGAUCUAGCUCAAGCGAGUGAAACUCUUUUUAAUCAUUUGUAGUCAAUUUUAAUUUCAACAUCUCUCCGUGUCCAUCGCGCAUUCAACGUUGUAUCGUUAGUAACUAAUUGUGUAUGAAAACUGUAUCAUUUGCCUAUUGCGAUCACAUAUCGACAACGUGCAUUUUCGGAGAGAAUUUAUAUUAUACAUUAUAUUAAGCCGAUUUCACUCUCCGUGGUGCGAACCAUUAUUUAAUACUAAUUAUUUUCGCAUAUUUUUUGCGCUGGUAUUGUCAGUAAAUAUAUAUAUAUAUAUAUGUAUGUAUACAUAUAUAACUAUACAUAUCUAUAGGCGAUAAGAAAUUCAAUUAAGAUUCGAAUAUACGCUUGAAAAAAUAAUUAUAAAAUUAAGGAACAUAAAUUUUAAACGAAAUAAACCAAGUCCAAUAAAUGUUUGUAAAUAUGAAAUGCACUUUGUAAUCGGUACUCCACAAUUUUACAUAUUAGGUUGUAAUCGAAAUAUAUGUGUUAUAAACAUCAAA